Neopelma chrysocephalum (saffron-crested tyrant-manakin) is the source of this 777-nucleotide messenger RNA. RefSeq names its product colorectal cancer associated 2 (gene POU2AF3). Bases 1 to 774 code for a protein of 257 amino acids. The transcript is spliced from 6 exons. Gene Ontology annotation, cellular component: cytoplasm. The record is from RefSeq and is a predicted model, not a curated record. Gene Ontology annotation, molecular function: DNA binding; POU domain binding. NCBI's taxonomy places the organism in Eukaryota, Metazoa, Chordata, Aves, Passeriformes, Pipridae.
AUGGCUCUGGGGCCGGGGCCGGGGCCACCGCGGCUGCAGCACCGGGUACCUGGCGAGGUGCUGCCCCUUCCAGCCCAGGAUGUCCGUGUUUUUCCACAAACUCUUUCAGGAAAGCCCAAGGUGUACCAAGGUGUCAGAGUAAAGAUUACAGUGAAGGAGUUACUGCAGCAGAGAAGAGCACGACAGGCAGCAACUGGUUCAGCAGUGAGUGAAAAUAUUUUGUUGUUUGCUUUGUCUCUUCUCUGUUUAUUUUCCUUUUUUUUUUUUUUUUUUUUUUUUGCCAAGACUGUAAUCUCUGGGCCCAAAUGGCUACCAAAGCCUGAGUGUAACAGGGAAAAAACAUUCAGCCAGCGAUCUAAAGGGGUUUCUUGGGGCAGCAGCAGCAUCCAGUUCUCAGAGUCCGUGUCUCCGCCUCACCCAGCCCCUUUUGAUGCAGAGCCCAUCUCUUCUGUUCCCAACUGCUGCCCGUCCUGGCAGUUUUCCAACUGCCUCUCCUGUGAGGAAAGCCCCAGCUACUUGGAGCAGCUGAUAGAUUCCUGUCUGCAGUCGGAUGCACCCUCGGAGCCAGCCUGCAGCGCUUUCCAGCCAUCACACUACACCCCAGACACCUUCCAGCCCGUCCCUCUCUGCUUUAACCAGGGCCUGCCCUGGGACAGCAGGGUCCCCCAGUGCUUCCCCUGCCCCAGCACGGACUGCCUGGACUACCUGCCCCCCCUGGCCGUGGCCGAGGACUUCUUCAGGAGAGACAGGAGCUGGGACAUCUGCUACAGCUAAUGG